This is a messenger RNA of Pochonia chlamydosporia 170, 933 nucleotides long. Its product is annotated as NAP family protein. The transcript is spliced from 3 exons. The record is from RefSeq and is a predicted model, not a curated record. Gene Ontology annotation, molecular function: histone binding; chromatin binding. Bases 1 to 933 code for a protein of 310 amino acids. Gene Ontology annotation, cellular component: nucleus; chromatin. Gene Ontology annotation, biological process: nucleosome assembly. Lineage: Eukaryota; Fungi; Ascomycota; Sordariomycetes; Hypocreales; Clavicipitaceae.
AUGUCUGCUGAAAACAUUGAUAUCCCCGUCUACUACGAGCAGCUCGACGACAUCGAGGAUGACUUCGAGCAGGUCGAUCUUGAGAUCUUGCGCCAGCAGGACAAGAUGACCCGUGACCUCUACGCCAAGCGUGAGAAGAUCAUCUCUCAGAUCCCCAACUUCUGGCCUCUCGUCUUCGAGCACGCCCCUCCUGAGAUUGACGAGUACAUCCAGCCCACCGAUGCUGCCGUCAUUGUCGCCGGCCUCAAGAACGUCUCUGUUGAGCGCUUUGAGCUCCCCAGCGGCAGCCCCCGCAGCGUCUCAAUCAAGUUUGAGUUCUCUGAGAACGAGUACUUCGAGGACAAGACCAUUGAGAAGAAGUUCUGGUGGCGCUACGCCAAGGACGGCUGGUCCGGCUAUGUCUCCGAGCCCGUUGAGAUCAACUGGAAAGCAGACAAGGACCUGACCAACGGUCUGCUCACCCUCGCCAAGAAGGUCUUCGAGGACGACAAGGCCGGCAAGGUUGGCCAGGAGACCGAGAACAAGAAGAAGCUGCUCGAGAAGCUCGAGAACAAGAGCCUCGACGACAUCAGCUUCUUCAACUUCUUCGGCUUCCGCGGCCGCUUCAUCUCCGAGGAGGAGAGCCGAGAGGCUGAGAAGGUCGAGAACGAUAAGCGCACGGCUCGCAAGGAGGGCAAGGAAGUCGAAGAGGAGAAGAUGGACGAGGAUGAGGAGGAGGACGAUGGCGAGUACGAGUACGAGAUCUUCCCCAACGGUGAUGAUGUCGCCCUCGCCAUUGCUGAGGACCUCUGGCCCGGUGCCAUCCGCUACUUCCAGGAAGGUGAGGAGCUCGCUGCCCUCAGCGACAUGGACUUUGAGGACGACGACGAGGAUGAGGAUGAGGAGAUGGGCGAGGGUGCUGAGGAGAACCCUAGCAAGAAGCGCAAGGCUUAG